Rotaria sordida is the source of this 399-nucleotide messenger RNA. NCBI's taxonomy places the organism in Eukaryota, Metazoa, Rotifera, Eurotatoria, Philodinida, Philodinidae. The record is from the annotation of a GenBank genome assembly.
AUGAAAACAUACAAACAUCUUGCACUUAUUCAAUUAAGCGAUAUUCAAAGUUUAUUUGAUAUUAAUCCAUUAUCAUUAACAAUUGAUGAAACUGAACAAUUCAGAAUACUUUGUUCAAUUGAUGGUCAAAUACGUCAACUUAUACUUUGUGUUAUUAAUGAAAGUACAAAUACUAGUAGUAAUAGUUCCGAAUCUUAUUUUACUGAUUCAAUGUCUUCACUAUUAUCGAUUUCAAUAUUAUCGAAUAGUACUCCUCAUCAUGGAAAUAUUAAAACCUAUUUACUUUAUCAGUUAACUAAAGCGAUUCUCGAUUUGUUCAUGAAAACUGUUCAUAAUUUGGAUUCUUCACCAUUUAUGCAAUGUAUUGAAGAACAUAAGUUCGCUGAAUAUUCCCUUUAA